Messenger RNA from Postia placenta MAD-698-R-SB12, 978 nucleotides. RefSeq lists its product as hypothetical. The coding region runs from base 1 to 978 and encodes 325 amino acids. The transcript has 7 exons. The record is from RefSeq and is a predicted model, not a curated record. Lineage: Eukaryota; Fungi; Basidiomycota; Agaricomycetes; Polyporales; Adustoporiaceae.
AUGAAGCAGAAUGCUGCAGUUCUCCUAGUACCAGGAGUCAGAGUCCCAUUCAGGCAUUCACCUAAUGACUUCCAGACAUCGCACCGGGUGUUCGGUUCCCAGACGGCCCUCAUCGGUAUUGGUCUGAUAGUCUCACUAUCCGCAUGGCUUAUUCGGUCGGUCGCAGGGAAGCGAAGACUGGCGGUGCCCACCUGGCAUGAUGUCCAUUUCCUGAACAUGUGCCCAGUGUGUCGCCAUUUGUUGAACACACGCCUCACGAGCGCGCAGACGUCCAUGGGGGACGACAGCCCCGAGAGAGCGGGUUCCCUCUCUGAGUAUCCGCUCUCCGGUGUCGAAACUGCGGCCGCACGCCAGCAGCACUGGGGCUGGACGUUCUUCCUCUUCGCAUCAUGCAUAUCCGUCCUAGCAUCCGUUGUGAAUGUCUCGCUCCUCUCCGCGGCCCACGCCUACCACACGUUCUCGAGCCCGGUCAAGACGCCGAGCGUGUACAUGGGCCUGGAGUCCCUCCAGCGCGAUCCCGCAAGAGGGUGUCGCAGCCGCACAACGUUUCCACAGUCCUUUGCGACGUUCCACGACGACGACGUGCAGCAGAUGACACCGGUGCACGCCCCGGACGACAAGACGUCUAUCGCAUUUGGAGGGAAGAUAUCCGCGCACGCCACAUUCUAUGUGCCGGACUACGGACUCGAGAAUUGCACUAUGAGCGUAAAGAACGUUGAGCGGCCGCCAUCGCCCCCUGAUGCCGUACAGGAUGGCGACGUCGAGAUAUGGAUGCUCCCUGAGAAAGGCAGGCUCGCCGACAAAGUGUACAUCGACACCCUUCGUUUUUCUCCCGGAGUCGAAAGCACCUCUCGGCCGUUCUUCUGUCGCUCCCGUUCGCGAAUGUUCUUCCAGUGGGUUUGCCCACAGAAAGUAUGUCACAUCCACUACUCCAUUGAGGGGGUAACAACGAUGAGUUGGAUCAGUAUGAGUCAAUAG